This is a messenger RNA of Dissoconium aciculare CBS 342.82, 956 nucleotides long. RefSeq lists its product as uncharacterized. The transcript has 2 exons. The record is from RefSeq and is a predicted model, not a curated record. Lineage: Eukaryota; Fungi; Ascomycota; Dothideomycetes; Mycosphaerellales; Dissoconiaceae. Bases 162 to 611 code for a protein of 149 amino acids.
CAUAAACGUAGCGUUCGUCGCAAUAUCGAUCAUCGAGCGGGCAAGAACAUAAGUAGCAAGUAAAGCCGGCUCACUGCUCGGGUUGGCAGAAGAACUUUGUAUUUCGCGACUAUUGUACUUGGCGGUCAACAUUCUAUGCAACCCCAAACGAUCAAGUCAAGAUGCCUCUCUGGAUCGUCUACCAUCCAUCCACGACCUUCCAGACCGAGGAAGAGAAAGGAGCGUUCAGCAAAGAUGUCACCCAGAUAUACACAAGCGUAGGCCUACCAGCAUUCUACGUUGUGGUCAACUUCAUCAAGCUCGAAGAGGGCGAGACAUGGGUCGGCGGUGAAAAGCGCACGGCGAAACCUUUUAUUCGACUCGCGAUCGACCACAUUGCAAUUAAUCUGCCCAACGAAGACGCGUCAUAUCGUCGCGUAACAAGCAAAAUCGAUCAGACCUUGAAACCACACAUCGAAGACAAGGGAUAUGAUUGGGAGUAUCAUGUUUCCGAGACUGAAAGGCGGUUAUGGAAGGUCAACGGCUUGAUCCCACCAGCACAUCCUUCUGAGGAGGAGAAACUAUGGGUUGAAAGGAAUCGCGCAGUGGAGUAUCCAGGAUCCAAGACAUAAACGGCAUCGUCCGACGGAGAGAGUCCAAUGCUGCAUUGGAACCAGGUGAACUUUGUAAGCAUUUCCUAGCAUUCACCAACAUGCCACAGCGUUGUGACCAUUUUAUAAUUUUCAAACUCAAUCGUCAUGUUGAGACAGGUUGAAUAAUGCUAUCAAAUUCCUGUGGGUAGGGCGCUUUGGUGCAGUGGAACGCAAUGCCUCGCUCGUUGCGAAGUCUUCAUUGCGGCAGUUCUAGUUGCUGCACGUGCAGCGCCUGAACAUCAAUGAUGAUCCUGGCAGCUCUGGUGACUUGAAUCGUUGGAAAUAUGUACUGAUUGUAGUUGUUCGUGGCUGGCUAAAACGUAA